This is a messenger RNA of Funneliformis caledonium, 159 nucleotides long. The record is from the annotation of a GenBank genome assembly. Lineage: Eukaryota; Fungi; Glomeromycota; Glomeromycetes; Glomerales; Glomeraceae.
AUGUCCUCCUAUAAUAAAACGUCCUUGGGAGCAAACAAGAAGAUUACCAUCCAUCCUGGAGAAGAUAAAAACGCUUAUUAUAUGUUUAUUGUAGAAGUUUCGAUGUGGUGGCUCAUGAACCUAGUUGGACAAACUGGUCGUUUCAUGGAGAUUUUGUGA